AUGCCCCCUGCUCAGGUGGGGUUUCGGAAGGGGACAGCACCGCUGCUGAGCCGCCUGGCAUCCCGCACCCAGCUGGAGCUGGUGCUCUGCGCCGUCUCCAUCUCCCUGGCCCUGCUGCUCGGCGUCGCUGUGGUCGCCCUGGCCAUCCAGUACCGCAGAGAUCCUUCUCACAGCACAUGUCUGACGGAUGCCUGCGUCCGGGUGGCCAGCAAGAUCCUGGAGGCCCUGGAUUCGGAGACAGACCCAUGCCAGGACUUCUACCAGUACUCGUGCGGGGGCUGGAUCAAGAGGAACCCGCUGCCCAAUGGGCGCUCCAAGUGGAGCACCUUCAACAGCAUCUGGGACCAGAACCAGGCCAUCAUGAAGCACCUCCUAGAGAACACCACCUUCAACUCCAGCAGCGAGGCGGAGAGGAAGACGCAGCGGUACUACCUGUCCUGCCUCAAGGAGCAGAGGAUAGAAGAGCUGGGCUCCCAGCCGCUCAUGGAGCUCAUCGACAAGAUCGGCGGUUGGAACAUCACUGGGCCCUGGAACCAGACCAACUUCAUGGAGGUCCUCAAGAUGGUGUCUGGCACGUACCGGGCAACCCCCUUCUUCACGGUGUAUGUGGGUGCAGACUCCAAGAGCUCCAACAGCAACAUCAUCCAGGUGGACCAGUCGGGGCUUUUCCUCCCGUCCCGGGAUUACUACCUGAACAAGACUGCCAACGAGAAGGUCCUGGCAGCGUACCUGGACUACAUGGUGGAGCUGGGCAUGCUGCUGGGGGGUGCCAAGGAGCCCACCCAGCUCCAGAUGCAGCAGGUGCUGGACUUUGAAACCCAGCUGGCCAAUAUCACCGUGCCCCAGGCUGAGCGGCGGGACGACGAGAAGAUCUACCACAAAAUGAGCAUCGCUGAGCUGCAGGCCCUGGCCCCUGCCAUCGAUUGGCUGGAUUACCUGGCCUACGCCCUGGCCCCGCUGGAGCUGACGGAAGCAGAGCCUGUAGUGGUGUACGGGGAUGCCUACCUCCAGCAGGUCUCUGACCUCAUCAAUGGCACUGACCGGGGCAUCCUGAACAACUACCUGAUCUGGAACCUGGUGCAGAAAACGGCCUCCAGCCUGGACCAGCGCUUCGAGACGGCCCAGGAGAGGCUGCUGGAGACGCUCUAUGGCACCAGGAAGUCCUGCACACCCCGCUGGCAAACCUGCAUCUCCAACACAGACGAUACGCUGGGCUUCGCCCUGGGCUCCCUCUUUGUCAAAGCCACCUUCGACCGGGACAGCAAGGCCAUCGCUGAGGAGAUGAUCAGUGAGAUCCGGGCAGCUUUUGAGGUGUCCCUGGACCAGCUUGACUGGAUGGAUGAGAAGACCAGACAGGCAGAAAAGGAGAAGGCAGAUGCCAUCUAUGACAUGAUUGGCUUCCCAGACUUCAUCCUGGACAACAAGGAGCUGGACGAUGUCUAUGACGGGUACGAGGUCUCAGAGGACUCCUUCUUCCAGAACAUGCUCAACUUCUACAACUUCUCUGCCAAAGUGAUGGCCGACCAGCUCCGGAAGCCCCCCAACCGGGACCAGUGGAGCAUGACCCCGCAGACCGUCAAUGCCUACUACCUGCCCACCAAGAAUGGGAUCGUCUUCCCCGCCGGCAUCCUGCAGGCCCCCUUCUACGCCCGCAACCAUCCCAAAGCCCUCAAUUUCGGUGGCAUCGGCGUGGUGAUGGGGCAUGAGCUGACCCACGCUUUUGAUGACCAAGGCCGGGAGUACGACAAGGAGGGCAACCUGCGGCCCUGGUGGCAGAACUCCUCGCUGGAGGCCUUCAAGAACCGCACGGAGUGCAUGACGGAGCAGUACAGCCACUACACUGUGCACCACGAGAAGGUGAACGGCCGGCAGACCUUGGGCGAGAACAUCGCCGACAACGGCGGGCUCAAGGCGGCCUACAAUGCCUACAAGUCCUGGCUGCAGAAGAAUGGGGAAGAGAAACGCCUCCCAGCCCUGGGACUCACCAACCACCAGCUCUUCUUCGUGGGCUUUGCACAGGUGUGGUGCUCCGUCCGGACGCCCGAGAGCUCCCACGAAGGGCUGGUCACCGACCCGCACAGCCCCGACAAGUACCGUGUCAUCGGCACCCUCAGCAACUCCCGGGACUUUGUUGAACAUUUUGGCUGCCCCCUGGGCUCGCCCAUGAACCCCGGCAAGCACUGUGAGGUGUGGUAGGGACGGAGACAGCCCACCGGGCCAGGGAGGGUGCAGGGGAACGAGGGGACGCGUGCCCAUCUGCCCCCCCCGCCUUUGCCAGGCACCGGAGCUGACCUAUGGGCAGAGAGAGGGGCCACCUCCCGGUUACUCUCCAUCGUGGUCCUCCCCACACAGGCACGCCGCCUUGCCCCCUCCAUCCAGGUCCUUGCCCCCUGUCCCCAUUGCCCUUAUCCCAUCAUCCCCACCCCAGCGCACGCAGCCCCCAUGCCGGGCACGGACUGGAGCUGCUGCGCCCACUCACUGCAGCCCUGCUCCAAAGCCAGCAGACAGGCACGCCUGGCAGAGAAGCCGUAGCACCCCAGAAACACAGCGCUGCCCUCCAACCCUGAUGUGCCCAGAGAUGGGCAUGGCUCAGCCCCCUCAGCAUCACAUUCCCCCCUCAGAACCGGCAGGUUAGGCGGGCCCCAUGGAGAGUGUUAGAGCCAAGCCCCCCUCUGCUUCUGCCACCCCAACCCACCACCUACGCCGGGGACGCAUUCCCGGACUGCUGGAGAUGGAGCUGUGAUGUUUGGAGCUGCCCAGCUCCUUCUCUUAACUCGAUCCCCUCCUGAACCAGCUUGCCUUCCCCAUCCACAUCUGCUGGGACCAGUGGGUGGCAGAGGGAACUGGUGCCUUCAGCUGUGGGUGGCUGUUGCUGAAUUUAUUUAAUGAUUAAAAGCAGUUUCCACUUA
Molecule: messenger RNA, 2909 nt
Organism: Struthio camelus australis
Lineage: Eukaryota; Metazoa; Chordata; Aves; Struthioniformes; Struthionidae
Source: RefSeq, a predicted model, not a curated record